Messenger RNA from Lates calcarifer (barramundi perch), 1276 nucleotides. RefSeq names its product mitochondrial ribosomal protein L38 (gene mrpl38). Gene Ontology annotation, cellular component: mitochondrial large ribosomal subunit. The record is from RefSeq and is a predicted model, not a curated record. The transcript is spliced from 9 exons. Lineage: Eukaryota; Metazoa; Chordata; Actinopteri; Centropomidae. Bases 35 to 1195 code for a protein of 386 amino acids.
UUCUCGAAAAAAGGCAAAAAAACCUCACUUCAAGAUGGCGCUGCGCACCGCCUGUACCUCUGCGUUACGGGCUGGGACGGAUUUAGGGGUCAAUAAUGCGAGGACGUUUGUCACAACAGCAUUCCUCUGCAGACGCAGACCUCCACUGGGUCCGAUGCCAAAUGAGCACAUUAAUGUUAGAAACCAGGAGAAAGUAGACAAGUAUCUCAGCUACACCCUUUACCUCAAACAAGCUGAGGAGGCCAAGAACAAACCCGCCUGGUGGAAGACUUACAGGGGCUAUGUGGAGCAAGACGAUCCUGAUCACGGUGCAGAACAAGUGGACAUUGGAUUUCCGUACUGUCGACCCAGCAGGACCAAAGAAGUGAGGGAGAGAAGUCAGGUGAUCAAGGAAAACAAGAAGAAUGUUGAGCUGGAGAAGGCCAUGCGUCUACGCACCUUUAAGAUCCCUCUGGAUCGAGUGGAGGAAACCUGGGAGAAGAGCAGUCGUCCGUUUCAUGUGAAGAGACUGGCAGAGCACUACGGAGUGUUCAGAGAUCUCUUCCCCAGGGCCUAUUUUCUACCUCAGGUGCACCUCCGUAUCUGCUACAGCCAGGACAGCGGUGGUCAAGUGCAUUGUGGGAAUCGUCUGACACCAACUGAAGCGUCAUCUGCCCCUCAGGUUAGCUUCGAUGCAGAGGAGGGCUCCCUGUGGACCCUUCUGCUUACCUGUCCAGAUGAGCAUCUUCUGGAUAAUGAGGCAGAAUACAUCCACUGGCUGGUGGGGAACAUACCAGGAGGAGCAGUGCAGUCUGGGGAGGAGCUGUGUCACUACCUGCCCCCCUUCCCUGCCAGAGGAACAGGCUUCCACCGCUACAUCUACGUCCUCUUCAAACAGGAGGGGCCCGUCAACUUCCAGGAGGAUGUCCGGCCGUCGCCAUGCCAUUCUCUGGCGGAUCGCACGUUUAAGAUGGUGGAUUUCUACAGAAAACACCAGGACAACAUGACGCCUGCCGGCCUGGCCUUCUUCCAGUGCCAGUGGGACGAAUCUGUCACCAACACCUUCCACAACACACUCAACAUGAGGGAGCCGGUGUUUGAGUUCAUCCGGCCUCCAGUGUACCACCCUCCACAGGUCAAAUUCCCUCAUCGACAGCCCCUGCGCUACCUGGACAGGUACAGGGAUGGAAAGGAGCACACCUAUGGAAUAUACUGAGUCUGUGACAUUUCCAUUUCUGAAUGUGGAAUUAUAUUUGGUGUAUUUAUGUUCUAAUAAUAAAGAAUUUUUCAGCUGUGA